Messenger RNA from Globicephala melas (long-finned pilot whale), 7229 nucleotides. It is a transcript of the gene MAP4, whose product is annotated as microtubule associated protein 4. Gene Ontology annotation, biological process: neuron projection development; microtubule cytoskeleton organization. Lineage: Eukaryota; Metazoa; Chordata; Mammalia; Artiodactyla; Delphinidae. Gene Ontology annotation, molecular function: microtubule binding. Gene Ontology annotation, cellular component: neuron projection. The record is from RefSeq and is a predicted model, not a curated record.
CCGGCCGCGUGUGCCCCACCGCUCACAUCCUCCCCGCUCCAGGCACCAAGUUCUAAAAGGAAGCGACGAUCAAUGCACAGAGCAGCGGAGUAGGCCGGUCUGUCCUCCCGCCGCUCUGGCGGCAGCAGGCGGGCGGGAGGCGGGCGUCUGAAGCCCCCAUGCGUACCUCGCCCCCAACGGCCCUCCGCUUGGCCGCUACCCCGGCGGGGUCGAGGCGGCGGGGCCGGCGCCUAUUGGUCCGCCGCUGUCGUCCGCCCGCCCCCUCACCGCGCUUAUUGGCAGGAGACGCGGCGCCCGCGGAAUAGGCGGUGGCGGCGUCCCUCCCUCGCGCCGGCCCUCAAGAGGGCGACGAGGAAGCGGCCUCUCCCUGCGUCCCGCCCCUCGGGCUCGCUCGCUGGCUCCCGGCUCCUCCCGGCUGCUCUCGGCCAUCUCCCGGCUCCCUCCGGCUCCGGCUCAGGCUCCGGCGCAGCGGCGGCGGGCAGUUGCAGUGGUGCAGAAUGGCAGACCUCAGUCUUGCAGAUGCAUUAACAGAGCCACCUCCAGAAAUUGAGGAAGAGAUAAAACGGGACUUUAUUGCCACACUGGAGGCAGAGGCCUUUGAUGAUGUUGUGGGAGAAACUGUUGGAAAAACAGACUAUAUUCCUCUACUGGAUGUUGAUGAGAAAACCGGGAAUUCGGAGUCAAAGAAGAAACCAUGCUCAGACACUAGCCAGGCUGAAGGUACUUCAUCUUCUCAAGCAACAGUGCUUGCCAACGGUGACCACGGAAUAGAAGGGAAUGAUGCCACUGGGUCUCCAACUGAAUUCCUUGAAGAGAAAAUGGCCUACCAGGGAUAUCAGAACAGCCAGAACUGGCCAGAAAAUACAAACUUUUGCUUUGAACCCGAGCAAGUGGUGAAUCCUAUCCAGACUGAUCCCUUUAAGAUGCACCAUGAUGACAGCCUGGAAGAUUUGCUCUUUCUCCCCAGUGGAACAACCAGUGCUUCAGCAUCUGCAGAACAAAAUGAUCCCCUGAAAGACAGUUAUGGUGUGUUUCCCUGUGACACAUUUGCUCCUGCAGCUGUUGUUCCUCAGGGGUGGCCUGUGGAAGCUCCAAACCCUCCACAUUCAGAAUCCUUCAUUUCCCCUGAGGCCAUUACACAGCCUUUGCAGCCUAUAGCAGAGCCUGCUAAGGAGGUAGAAAUGGCAUCAGCAGAAGAGAGAGCACCAACAAAAGCAAUGGAAAUGGUGAUGGGACUGAAGGCUGCUAACAUGGCACCAUCUCGAGAAUCAGAGAUGGUCCUGGCCAAGGAUGUGGCGCCAGCCACAGAAACAGAGGUGGCCUUGGCUAAAGACACGGAACCACCUACCGAACCAGAUGUGGCCCUGGCCAAGGACAUGGAAUCAUCCAUCGAACCAGAUAUGGCCUUAGUCAAGGACGUGGUACUACCCCUAGAAACAGAGGCAACCCCAGUUAAGGACAAUGUAUUGCCCACAGAAACAGAUGUGUCUUUGGCCAAGGACAUGGUACUGCCCACAGAAACAGAGGUAACCCCAGCCAAGGACAUACUACUAUUCAAAGAAGCAGAGAGGACACCACCUGUAAAAAUGGAUUUGGCCCCAGCUGAGGGUAUGGUACCACCUACAGACCGAGAGGCGGCCCCACCCAAGGGUGUAGCAUCACUUUCAGAAAUAGAGGUGCCACUGGAUGAGGACGUUGUGUCAUCCACAGAAAUAUCCUCAGCCAAGGAGGUAGCCUUGUCCUCAGAAACAGAGGUGGCCCUGACUGGGGAUAUGGUACUACCCCCAGAAACAGAGGUGGCCCUAGUCAAGGACAUGGCUGCACCUCCAGAAACAGAAGUCACCCCAGUCAAGGACAUGACUCCACCCCCAGAAGUAGAGAUGGCCCUCAGCAAGGACGUGGCUCCACCUCAAGAAACAGAGGUGGUCCUGGGCAAGGACGUGGUUUCAUCUCCAGAAACAGAGAUGGCCCUGGGCAAGAAUGUGGCUCUACCCCUACAAACGGAGGUGACCCUGGCCAACAAUGUGGCUCCAGCCAAGGAUGUUGCAGCAUCCUCAGAAGCAGAGGUGGCACCAGUUCCUGUUAAGGACAUGGAAACUGCACGGACACAGGAAGAAACAAGUGAGGAUUCCCAGUUAGAAUCUCUCCAGGAUGAAGGACAGUCAGCUGUGCCUCCUCUCAUGAUAUCAGCAGAAGCAGUCACAGCCAUGGGCCAAAAGCACAACUUGCCAACAGAUGAGGAUUCUGUGUCAGAGGAACUAGAGCAAAAGAAACCGUUCAGUAGUCAACCUUCUGAACUUCCUUCAGAGACCUCAGGUACCCUUCCCACACAAGCCAAAAAAGCGUGCAGACCCAGUGAUCGCAGGUCCGCCCGGCCCGCCCGGCCCAGGCUUGCCAGGGUCCCUCCUGAGCUGCUGGGAGGCUCUUCUCCACGGAAGACUCUUGAUCCUGGGCUGGGCCCCUGCCCUUUGUCUGAGUUGGGUUGGGUUUCUGGUUCGUCUUCCUGUGGUGAGCCUGGGAACCAGAGGAAAACUAUUCAUGGUGACUUCCUUGAACCCCAGAGGGAUCUUGGCAGGGAGUCCUGGGAUAUAGAAAGAACACCGAUGAUGAUGAAGAAAAAAAAGAAGAAACCAAAGCAAAAGAGAUACUCUCAGCCCCGGGCUGGGGGACCUUGGGAUGAUGACAAUGCAGAUGAGCCUAAAGGUCAUCCCUCUGCCACUGACCCACAAAAGUCAGGUGUUCCCCCCAGCCAGCCUACCACUGUGGGCACAGAACAUGGGCUGGUAUCCAGAGAAAACUUGAAAAAGGGAUGUGAAAUUGAUUCCAGGGCAGCCAAACUGGUAGCUGAGAACUUUGCCUCCGAGGGUCUCAGCAUUCCUUUGUGUCCUUUGGAAGAACCCCCGAAAACUGCAGUAAAUUCUCAGCCCAAACUGAGAGUAGAGGCAGAGGUGAGAGGUAACAAGUCAGCACCACAGAGCCAAGACAAGAAAUUGCUGCAGCAAGAUGAGUGCAAACCACAGCCUGCACCCUACCUCGAGACUCCUGUGGAUAAAAGCCAGACAGUAGGCUCCCUCAAUCUGAAAGGACCCCUGACAGAAGUUUUUCCACACAAAGUAGAAAUUCCUUUGGAGAUCAGACCCAAAGAGGGUUGCUCUCCUGUCUUGGACCAAGGGGCUGAGGGUAGAGUUUCAAAACCCAAAGCAGCAAAAGAACUGCCUAAUUCCAUACCCACUUUGACAGCAGAUAAUCCAUUAGUAAGUAGUCUAAAAGAAGGGAGUGAUGAAAGUAAAAUGACUAAACUGCAGAAUGACAAACAGAAAGAGUUUUCUGAGGGAGCUGAAGAGGUUAAAGAACUAAAAAAGGAAAGUAUUCCCAAGGAAAGACAGGAGAACAGCAUCUUUGCUUCUGAGCAGCCACAGGACACGGUGUUAGCUCAGGUUCCUGGACUAGGGAAUGAACCAUUUAAGAGAAUGGCAGGUGAUGGCAAAAGCAGGAAGGGAAAGGGAAGUUCUGGGAAGAUGAGAGCAAGUUCUGGGAAGGUGAGAGCAAGGUCUGAGCUGCUGUGGCUUGCGGACAGCCAGAAGGACAGCAAGGACACAAUUGUUCUUGUGCCAAGUGAGCCAGCGCCUAAAAUGGAAAGAAUGGAUAAAAGCGAGGAGCUGGGGCUGGGUUCUUCAGAGCAACCAGGGACCGUGGCUGAGCUCACUGAGGCAGUGGUGAUGCGGGACCCUAAGGAGAUGACUGACCUGAGGGUGGCAGGCACCUUGCAGGCGUUGAUUCCUUUGGGAAAUGGGUCAGGCGUGAUUCAGACUUCCGGUGCUAGAACAGAAAGAGGAGCUGUAGCCAUAGGCAUGCGUGUCGGCAACCAGAGCGAGGAGGAAAAAUGUCCUUGGAUGGAUCAUGAGGCAGCUCCCUGGAUUUCUGAAAAGCCUACAAAAAGAGGCAGUGAAGACAAAAACAAAAAGUUUAAAAAUAGUUAUUCCACACAGCCUGCUAGAAUGGAGAGGAAGGAAGAAAUCCUCAACCCACCUUUUGUAGGGAAGCGUGGGGAUAUUGGUAGUACUCCCCAUCAAAACAGAGAAUUAGAACUUACUUUCCCCAUAGCUCAUGACCCUUUGUUCUCACGUAUAUCAGAUACACCCACAGUGGAAGGAGUUGACCAAAAGGGUAGAAAUGUUGAGGUUAAUUUUUCUAAGCUUGGGGCUCUUGGCAGGAACAAAACAAGCGCAGGCAAGGAUUUUGCUGUUACUGAACCAGCUACCAAGGUGACAGAUGUGAGCUGCCAAGACCAAAUCCAGGGGGCAGGAUUUGUUCCUUCAGUACUGUCUGAGGAGAAUAAGACAGAUGUGGCCAAGAGACAUACUGCAGUUGCUGACAAACCAAAUAAAAGGAGUAAUGAUGGAAAAAGCAAAAAGGUUAAAAAUAGUUUCCCUGAGAAGCACAUUCUGGAGAAUAAGAUAGAUGCAACUAAAAUACAUGUUCCCAUGGAAACCAUAGGGGACCACAGAAUUGAAGGAAUGGGCUAUGUGGAUGAAAAUAGAAAUAUUACAUUUACCUGCCCUAGAACACCACCAGGAUUGAUGAAUAAGACAGUCCCCCUAGAGGCUCAGGAAUCAGCAGCCUGUGAAAAACUGCCCCCUUCUACUUUUCAAGUAGUAAAGGAAAGUGAUUCAUUUCCAGACACCUUGGCAGAAAGCAGGCAAGAGACAGCUCCAGCCCAGAUUUCCAAAUUAUUAGAGGUAGAUAAUUGCAGCAAAGUUGGAGUCCCAGUUGAAGAAAGACCCAAGGCUCCCUGUGCUGUUAUGCCCUCUACAAGCACAGGAGGAGUUGCCCUAACUCUGACAGCAGCCAUAGAAACAGUUAAUAACCAUGGAGUUAGCUGUCUUCAGAAUAAAGGUGAGCUUGCUGGUCCCAUGAAAAACGAAGCAGGGAUAGACGGAGGGCAUGUGAUAGGAGAAUCUGAGUCAGUGCCCAGUGGUGCAUCAAAGCACUCAGUAGAGAAAACCACAGAGCCAGCAGGGGGCCACCUUCUUUCUGGCGUGCUCAUAGAAGAACAAAGCCUGGCAGGUGGGGUCAGAGUCCUAGAAGCAUGUGCAGAUAGCAGUAAUUUUCCAACAUGUCCAGUAAACAAACAGAAAGAGUCUGAGGAAGGUUCUGCUCCAGUUCCAAUUCUUGACCUAAUGGGAGACAAAGCACAAAAGCCCAGUUUCUGUGAGGACCAACGUGCUGAAAAUAGAGAUUCCCAGGGCCCAGAUAGUUUGAAUAAGGAGGUAGAUACGACUCUUUUGCCACCAGAAAGUGAAAAGGAUAAAUUGGAAGAAAUCAGUCUGGAUUCUGAAAGCAGAGAAAUGGCAUGUGUUUCCUUGGCACCACCAGAACUCCAGUCAGGUGUCUUAGAUGGCAAAGUUGAAGUGACUCCUUCAAGGGUGGUAGAUGAGUUAGUAGUGACUGCUUCCAAGGCUCUUCAACUCCCAGAACCCAAAGACAAGAUCUUAGAGGCACCUGAGAAAAUGACAGAAAAAUCUGAACCGAAGGCACUGGGACAAGGGAAGAAGGAAGAUAAAAGCAGAGCGGCAGAACCCAUGAAAGGCUACAUGAGACCCACCAAGUCCCGAGGACUCACUCCACUUUUACCAAAAUCUACAGUCCAGGAACGAGAGCGAUCCAAGCAACUCAAGUCCAGUGUUUUCUUGAGCCCAUCAACAGUCUUCCAACAGCUGGGAAUAUCAGUUUAUGGAAUAGCCAAACUAGAAGAAGGACGGCUUACUGGGAGUGUGACCGGAAAUGACAUCACCACCCCUCCAAACAAGGAGCUCCCACCAAGCCCAGAGAAGAAAACAAAGCCUUUGGCCACCACUCAACCUGCAAAGACUUCAACAUCGAAAGCCAAAACACAGCCCACUUCUCUCCCUAAGCAGCCAGCUCCCACCACCUUUGGUGGGUCGAAUAAAAAACCCAUGAGCCUUGCUUCAGGCUCAGCACCGGCUGCCCCACCCAAACGCCCAGCUGCUGCCACUGCCAGGCCUUCCACCUUACCUUCAAAAGACGGGAAGCCCAAGCCUGUUGCAGAGGCAAAGAUUCCUGAGAAGCGGGCCUCACCAUCCAAGCCAGCCUCGCCAUCCAAGCUGGUCUCUGCCCUGGCCGGUAGGCCUGGCUCCAAGAGCACCCAGACUGUUCCAAAAGCCACAGCAGCUGCCACUCUUGCCUCAGCUGGGCCAAGCAGUAGGAGCCCCUCUACACCCCUGCCCAAGAGGCCUGCUGCGGUCAAGACUGAGGGGAAACCUGCAGACAUCAAGAAGAUGGCUACGAAGUCUGCACCAGCUGACGUGAGUCGCCCAAAGAACACCUCCACCAGUUCGGUGAAGAAAAGCGCCGCCGUCCCUGGGGCGGCACCCCCAGCAGGGGUGACUCCCAGCCGCGUCAAGCCCACAGCCACCCCUCCCCGGCCCUCUGGGACUCCUUCCGUGGACAAGAAGCCCACGGCAGCCAAGCCCAGCUCCUCUGCCCCAAGGCUGGGCCGCGUGGCUACCAAUGCUUCUGCCCCUGAUCUGAAGAAUGUCCGUUCCAAGGUUGGCUCCACGGAAAACAUCAAGCACCAGCCUGGAGGAGGCCGGGCCAAAGUAGAGAAAAAAACAGAGGCAGCUGCUCCAGCUCGAAAGCCUGAACCUAACGCAGUCACUAAAGCAGCCGGCCCAAUUGGCAGUGCACAGAAACCGCCUGCUGGGAAAGUCCAGAUAGUCUCCAAAAAAGUGAGCUACAGCCAUAUUCAGUCCAAGUGUGGUUCCAAGGACAAUAUUAAGCAUGUCCCUGGAGGUGGUAAUGUUCAGAUUCAGAACAAGAAGGUGGACAUCUCUAAGGUCUCCUCCAAGUGUGGGUCCAAGGCUAACAUUAAGCACAAGCCUGGUGGAGGAGAUGUCAAGAUCGAAAGUCAAAAGCUGAACUUCAAGGAGAAGGCCCAGGCGAAGGUGGGAUCUCUUGAUAACGUGGGCCACCUGCCUGCAGGAGGUGCCGUGAAGACUGAGGGCGGUGGCAGCGAGGCCCCUCCGUGUCCGGGCCCCCCAGCUGGGGAGGAGCUGGCCAUCCCUGAGGCAGCGCCUGAAGCUGGCGCCCCCACUUCAGCCAGUGGCCUCAGUGGCCACACCACCCUGGCAGGGGGUGGUGACCAAAGGGAGGCCCAGACCUUGGACAGCCAGAUCCAGGAGACAAGUAAGUGGCUGGGCUCGGCCUAA